AUGACUGUCCCGGACGAGGUUGAUAUUAUCGUCUGCGGAGGCGGCAGUGCAGGAUGUGUUCCUGCUGGGCGUCUGGCGAAUCUGGACCAUGACCUCCAGGUCCUCUUGAUUGAGGCGGGCGAGAGCAACCUCAACAACCCAUGGGUGUAUCGUCCUGGUAUCUACCCAAAGAACAUGAAGCUGGAUUCCAAGACAGCGACAUUCUACUACUCCCGCCCUUCCGAAUGGCUUGAUGGACGUCGAGCGAUCGUUCCCGCCGCCCACGUCCUUGGUGGGGGCAGCUCAAUCAACUUUAUGAUGUACACGCGUGCCUCAGCUUCCGACUACGACGAUUUCCAAGCCAAGGGAUGGUCCACCAAGGAGCUGAUUCCUUUGAUGAAGAAGCAUGAGACCUACCAACGUGCUUGCAACAACCGAGACAUCCACGGUUUUGAAGGCCCGAUCAAGGUUUCGUUUGGCAACUACACCUAUCCCAUCAUGCAAGACUUCCUUCGAGCGGCCGAAAGCUUGGGAUUCCCCGUCACUGACGACCUUCAAGAUCUUGUCACUGGACACGGUGCCGAACACUGGCUCAAGUGGAUCAACCGUGAUACUGGCCGUCGUUCUGAUGCUGCUCAUGCCUACAUCCAUGCCACUCGUGCCAAAUACCAGAACUUGCACCUCCAGUGCAACACCAAGGUUGACAAAGUGGUCAUUGAGAACGGCAAGGCAGUUGGCGUCUUGACUGUGCCAACGAAACCAGUUGGUGGAACCAACCCACCUCGCAAAUUCUGGAGGGCUCGCAGACUCGUUAUCGUCAGCUGUGGUACCCUGAGCUCGCCUCUGGUCCUCCAGCGAUCUGGUAUUGGUGACCCGGUGAAACUCAGGAAGGCUGGCGUCAAACCCAUUGUCGACCUCCCCGGUGUUGGCCUCAACUUCCAGGACCACUACCUCACCUUCGCCACCUACCGUGCCACGCCUGAUACGGAGUCCUUUGAUGAUUUUAUCCGUGGUGUCCCAGAGGUCCAGAAGGCCGUCUUUGAGGAGUGGAACCUCAAGGGCACCGGUCCGUUGUCAACCAACGGUAUCGAGGCUGGUGUGAAGUCUCGACCGACCGAGGAAGAACUCGAGGAGAUGAAGUCGUGGCCCACACCGGACUUCAGCCCCGACGGAUGGGAGAGCUACUUCAAGAACAAGCCAGACAAGCCCGUCAUGCAUUACAGUGUUAUCUCAGGAUGGUUCGGUGACCAUCUCGACAUGCCUCCGGGGAAAUUCUUCACCAUGUUCCACUUCUUGGAGUACCCAUUCUCUCGCGGCUUUACCCACAUCGUCUCUCCAGACCCAUAUGAGGCUCCUGACUUCGAUGCUGGGUUCAUGAAUGACAAGCGAGACAUGGCUCCGAUGGUUUGGGGUUACAUCCAGUCUCGUGAGACGGCCCGUCGCAUGCAAGCCUAUGCUGGUGAGGUCACAGCUAUGCACCCUCACUUCAAGUUCGACUCGCCGGCCCGAGCUGCAGAUUUGGACCUUGCCACUCGCAACGCCUACGGUGGCCCGAACCACAUUUCUGCAAACAUCCAGCACGGCAGCUGGACCAUCCCGGCGGACGGAGGAGAUGAACCUGCGGCCACCACCCUCAACUCGAACAAGCAAAAUUUGCGUGAGAAGCUCAGGUACACCAAGGAAGACAUUGCUCACAUUGAAAAAUGGGUCCAACGACACUGCGAGACUACUUGGCACUCCCUUGGAACUUGUAGCAUGGCUCCAAAAGAGGGUAACAGCAUUGUUAGGCAUGGUGUCUUGGAUGAGAGAUUGAACGUCCAUGGUGUUAAGAACUUGAAGGUGGCUGAUCUCAGUAUCUGCCCUGACAAUGUUGGCUGCAACACCUUCUCGACUGCCCUACUCAUCGGCGAGAAGUGCUCCGUGCUCGCUGCUGAGGAUCUUGGAUACAGGGGUUCCGCCUUGGACAUGAAGAUCCCAACUUACCACGCACCUGGUGAGACUGUUGGUCUUGCUCGUUUGUAG
Molecule: messenger RNA, 2001 nt
Organism: Rhinocladiella mackenziei CBS 650.93
Lineage: Eukaryota; Fungi; Ascomycota; Eurotiomycetes; Chaetothyriales; Herpotrichiellaceae
Exons: 5
Coding region: 1-2001 (666 amino acids)
Molecular function (GO): oxidoreductase activity, acting on CH-OH group of donors; flavin adenine dinucleotide binding
Source: RefSeq, a predicted model, not a curated record